AUGGGUGCAAUCGAGAAUGCAGUUAAUUAUUUGAAUUUCUUGGGAGAAGACAAACCGAUUAAUUUCACUUUAGUUGCAAAAAUGUAUGGUGUUGAUCGGACUACGCUCUCGAGAAGAUACCGAGGCGUUACGGGCUCGAAAGAAGCACAUUACGAUAAUCAACGAUUACUCAACGACCACCAAUCCAAAAAGCUUAUACAAUGGAUAGAAAUCCUCUGCGAAAAAGGCCUGCCACCUACGCCCUAUAUGAUUGCAAAUUUUGCGCAUGAGAUAACUGGUAGAAAUCCUGGAAAGAACUGGGCUUCUCGCUGGUUAAACAAGCAUCCAAAUGCGUUGGUUUCUCGCUAUUCUACAGGCAUUGACCGCAACCGAAAAAGAGCAGAUUGCGCCUGGAGUUAUGCUCUCUAUUUUGAGCUUAUAAGUCGCAAGAUUGAGCAGUAUAAUCUUCAGCCAAAUCAAAUUUACAAUAUGGAUGAAAAGGGCUUUGCGAUUGGGAUUAUGACAAGUCAAAAAAGAGUCUUUUCUCGGCGAUUAUAUGAAAAGAAGUUCAAGCAAUUUCUUCAAGAUGGGAAUAGGGAGUGGAUUACUACAAUUGCUUGUAUUUGCGCAGAUGGAACUGUUAUCUCUCCAGCUUUAAUCUAUAUGGCCAAAUCCAAUAAUCUACAGGAUUCCUGGUUUCAAGAUCUUACUAUGCAAAAAUGCUACUUUGCAGCUUCUGAAACAGGAUGGACAAAUAGUGAGAUUGGUUAUCAUUGGUUGGAGGAAGUUUUUGAGAAAGAAACAAGAUCUCAAGCAAGCCGGGGAUGGCGCCUACUGAUUCUUGAUGGUCACAAUUCUCACGUCAAUAUGAGAUUUAUUGAAUAUUGUGAAAAAAAUAGAAUCUUAUUGGCAAUAUUUCCUGCGCAUGCAACGCAUACUUUACAGCCUCUUGACGUCGGCUUAUUUGCACCUCUUGCCACCAAUUACACCAAGGCUUUAUAUAAGUUUCUUGAAGAAACUCAAGGGAUAAGCCGUCUUACUAAACGCGACUUUUUUCGACUUUUUUGGGCGAGUUGGGAGAUCUCUUUUACUAAGAAAAAUAUCAACUCUGGCUUCAAAAGCACAGGUUUGGUUCCUUUCAAUCUGGAGGUGGUUUUACAGCGUUUUAAUCAGAAAUCUGAAAGCCGGCCAUCCUCAGCUGGUUCUACAGCUUCAAUUCUUUUGCCUGAAGAGUGGAGGGAUAUUCGCAAACUUCUUAGAAAGAUUGGAGGCAAAAAUCCUAGCAGAGACUUCAAAAUGCUAAGUAAUACAGUUAUGGAGCUUACUACAGAGGUUAUACUACUUAGAUUGCAACUUGCAAGCGCAGAAAAGGCUCUGUUGAAUGAAAAGAGGCGCCGGAUUAGGAAAAAGCCAUUAUUAUUAGGUUUACCUAAUGAAAAUGAAGGUGGUGCGAUAUUUUUUAGCCCUUCAAAGAUUCAGCAGGCCCGAGAACUACAACAACAAAAAGAGGAUCAAGCCAAGCAGGAAAGAGCUAAGAAAGAAGAAAAAAAGCUUCAACAACAGCUUGCAAAGGAAGCUAAAGAGAAAGAAAAGCAAGAAAGGGCUCUGUCGUGCCGAAACGCGCUAGGUUUGAUAUUCACGUUCCGACAGGCUCAAAUCCGUCAACAAAAGCGAGAAGAACGCGUGCAAGAAGCUGCCGAAAAACAAGGCCAAAAACUCGAGGAAAAACUAGCCAAGCAAGCUGAUUUGCAGCUUCAAAAAGGUAUCCUAGCUACGCCAAAUUUCCCUAUGAGUCAAACGAACCCAAAUUCAAGGAAAUUAAAGCGCAAACAGAGUAGUGACGUCGACGAGGAGGUUAUUGAUGAGGUUAUUGCUACGAAUCCCUCACUGCAAUUGGUGCCAGCAGCACGUAUCCUCCCUUCUCGAACUAGCCAUGGCUCACUUAGUGGCCAGCUCGCCCUCCUUUUCCACAGAGUAGAUACGGGACAAUGGACCCCUCUUGGCUUAUUCCCAUUAUUGAUGGAAGUUAUGGAAUCGAAGCAAGACACCACUAUUUGGGAAUGGGUUUACCUUACAACUGAGUUUGCGGGGGAUCGUUUGCGAGAAACAUCCAGUGUAUCGUGCUCUAAUCUAGCACUGGAACCAGUUCUGGGGCAAGUCAUAAAAAGUAUUAGUGUGGCAGAGGCGCGAGCAACAGCGGCCGAAGAACAUAUGAAACAACUCAAAGUCCGAAUGGAGCUUGCCUGGAAGGUACUCCCUGAUCUGAUUGAGUCUAUGGGGAGAGAUGCAGCUACAGCCGUUCAAUCUUUGUUCGCAGAUUUUCAAAGCGAGACAGAACUGCCUAGUGACGAUCGACAAGAAAACAAGGUAUUACAGACGCCCGAACUACUGGAAGAGAUCCUACUUGACCUUCCUAUGCUUGAUCUCCUCCACUGCCAAUGUGUCUGUAGGCAAUGGAAAGGGGUGAUAGAGUCGUCGCCUAGAUUACAGCAAGCUCUCUGUUUUCGCCCAACGCCAAUUGGUAGAAAGCAUAGCGAGAUUGGCUUGUGUCAACCAGAUCGACCGACAAAUGUCUUCAAUCCUCUUCUACAGGAAGUCUUUAUCGAGUGGUUUACUGCAUCCAGCUACUUCAAUCCAAGAACCAGAGACGGCAGAGAGCAUGUCGCAUACAUCCCCGUGCUCAGAGACAAUCCGGAACGAUUCACGAGGCCAGAGGCGUCAUGGCGUCGUAUGCACUUCCAGCAAUGGGCUCUACCCAGUGAAGAAACUUUGGUCUGUUUUAAGAGAAGCGCCGGCGGCUUUCCAUACGAUUGGAUUUCAAUUGCGAGUGAUUCCAAAAUGGGAGAUAUCUAUGACCGCGUUAAGAAUUUAGCACCCAAACCACGCCGCGAGGAUCUACAAUGGUUCUAUUUUAUGCCACCAGGUUCACAGCUGAAGCCCCGUUUUGGUCUUCAAUCUGAACAAUUGGUGCAAAAGCAGUGGUCGAACCGCGAAUUUUGGUGUGAAAAGUAUUUUGGCAUGGUGGAGAAUGAGAAGUUAAGCGUCGAGGAGAGGAAAACCCGAGAAUCUUGGUGUGAGAAGCAUCCCAGGCGGACCAGAAGGGAAAUUGAAUGGCUGCACAGCGAUCUGUGGCGGUAUAUCCCUACCUCGCGCUGGUUUAUGUCACACUCCCAUUUCUCCCAGCCAUUCCCUACAUGUGUCAGAUAUUUUUAGCCUGUUCUUAACGGUCAAUAUUAAUCGAUUUUAUUGGAGUC
Molecule: messenger RNA, 3233 nt
Organism: Talaromyces stipitatus ATCC 10500
Lineage: Eukaryota; Fungi; Ascomycota; Eurotiomycetes; Eurotiales; Trichocomaceae
Product: F-box domain protein
Exons: 3
Coding region: 1-3192 (1063 amino acids)
Cellular component (GO): nucleus
Molecular function (GO): protein binding; DNA binding
Source: RefSeq, a predicted model, not a curated record